AUGUACCUCCCUUCUACCCGAAACACCCUCCUGCCGCUGGCGGCCUUCCUCCUCCCUUCCCUGGUCUCCGCCCACGGCGUCAUCCUCGCUGCCCAAGGCGAGGCCGACUCCCCCCCUUCCGUCGGCUUCAUGGUCAACGACGCCAUCGCCCGCAACUGCACCUCCAUCAACCCCUGCCAGAUGGACACAACCAUCAUCCGCGACGCCGAAAUCGCCGCCGGCACCGUCAACUCCUGCGGCCGCACCAAGCUCAACGGCAACAUCGACGUCGGCACCGUGACCGAAAACGCACUCGCCGAAGGCGCCGUCACGGCCGUGAGACAAGGCUCCAGCGUCGAAGUGACGAUCCACCAGGUCAACGCCGACGGCGCAGGACCUUACACCUGCGACUUGGACGAAGGGUCCAACUCGGGAAUCAUGUCCCACGAGCUGGUCGUGAGCAACAAUAUCCCUGGACAGAAUGGACUUAGUCAGGCUGCUGAGCAGGAGUUCACUAUCACGGUGACCAUGCCGGAUGAUAUGAAGUGCAUCGGUGGUUCGACGGGGAACGUGUGUACGGUUAGGUGCAGGAAUGCUGCUCAGGCGGGGCCUUUUGGAGGAUGCUUCGCGGUCCAACAAAUCGACGUUGAGCCCGCUAUCAACACCGCCAAGGACAUCACCACAGCCGACACGCUCGAAGCAGCCCAGUUUCAGACCUCGGCUAACCAAGCCGCCUUUGCCGCCGCUGUUGAUGCCAACGCCAAGGCUGGCUCUUCGGAGCAGGAACAAAACCUCGCUGCUGUCGAGGCUAUCCUUGGGCUGAGCACCGUUUCUGCCGAGUUUCCUACUUUGACUCCGACGAUCAACACGGAGAGGAUUGUGCCUACGGGUACGGCUGGUGCGCAGCCUACUGCUGCUUUGGGCAGUACUCCGUUCCCUGUUGAGAAUGGUGACGGCAACAACGGAAAUGGCAACGGGAACACCGGCAACGACAAUCCCGACGCUGGCGUGAAUCCAUUCCCUGUUGAGGAUGGCAAUGGCAAUGACAACGGCAACGGCAACGGCAACGGUAACGGCGGUGGUAGCGGCAGAGGCAGAGGCAGGGGCGGCCGCAACAGGAAUCAAAAGAGAUACCACACCGUCGAGGAGCUCCUCAAGCGGUUCGUCCUCCCCGAUGAUGGCAACUAA
Messenger RNA from Podospora pseudocomata, 1167 nucleotides. RefSeq lists its product as uncharacterized. The transcript is spliced from 3 exons. The coding region runs from base 1 to 1167 and encodes 388 amino acids. The record is from RefSeq and is a predicted model, not a curated record. NCBI's taxonomy places the organism in Eukaryota, Fungi, Ascomycota, Sordariomycetes, Sordariales, Podosporaceae.